Boeremia exigua is the source of this 1608-nucleotide messenger RNA. RefSeq names its product pyridoxal phosphate-dependent transferase. NCBI's taxonomy places the organism in Eukaryota, Fungi, Ascomycota, Dothideomycetes, Pleosporales, Didymellaceae. The record is from RefSeq and is a predicted model, not a curated record. Gene Ontology annotation, molecular function: L-allo-threonine aldolase activity. The transcript has 2 exons. Bases 191 to 1531 code for a protein of 446 amino acids. Gene Ontology annotation, biological process: L-threonine catabolic process; glycine biosynthetic process. Gene Ontology annotation, cellular component: cytosol.
GAUCGUCCAUGGCGAUGACACACAAUCAAUGCACCACAUGCAAUGGCGAGAUCAAUGAUUCAGCAAUGCAUCUUAACAACUCGGCAGUAGCGCCUUCCUCUUGAGGCUAGUCGCGCCUACUCUCGGCCGGGGUCCAGCAUCAAACACGCCCUGCGUAGACUCACUGUUCCACUCCGCACAUAUCUGCUCAAUGCCGCCACCACGCUUACUCUCGCUCGCUCGCCUAUCCACAAACCCCCGCCGAACCGCUGAACGGAACUCCGCUGCGUUCGUCGCCCGCCCCACCACCCCACACGGCCGGCAGCUUCACACCUCGCCAGCACGCCUCGUCAUGUCCGAAUUCGCCCAGUACACAGCGAAGAGCAAGGCUCCCGCGACAAAUGGCGACAAGCCAAUUGGCAGCGCUUGGGGCAACAAGCGCAACCCAGCUGCCUUUGACUUCCGCUCCGACGUGCACACCACACCGACACUCUCCAUGCUAGAGGCGAUCCAAGAAUGCUCCCUUCUUGAUGAUGUGUCCAUGGAGGAUCCCACUACGCUCGGUCUGGAGAAGUUCAUCGCCGAGCUGACCGGCAAGGAAGACGCUCUCCUCGUCCUGUCUGGCAGCAUGGGCAAUCAGGUUGCCCUGCGCUCCCAUCUGCUCGCGCCGCCCCAAGCCAUUGUCUGCGAUCGCCGCUCCCAUAUCAUUCAGUACGAAGCCGGUGGUGUUGCGUCGCUAUCGCAGGCUCUCACCCAGCCCAUCGACGCAAAGAACGGCAAAUACAUCACCCUCGAGGAAGUACAGAAGUACGCCGUCAUCAGCGACGACGUGCACGCCUGCCCAACUCGCGUCAUCUCUCUCGAAAACACGCUCAACGGAGCCAUUAUGCCCCUAUCCGAAGUCCGCCGCAUCGCCGCCUGGGGUCGCGAGAACGACAUCAUAAUGCACAUGGACGGCGCGCGACUGUGGGAAGCUGUGGCAGCAGGCGCAGGCACAUUGAAGGAGUUCUGUGCUGAAAUGGACAGCCUGUCGCUGUGCUUCAGCAAAGGCCUCGGUGCGCCAAUCGGCAGCAUAAUUGUUGGCACAAAAGCGUUCAUUAAGCGCAGUCGCUGGGUCAGGAAGACCAUUGGCGGUGGCCUGCGCCAGGCCGGCGUGGUCGCCGCGCCAGCGCGUGUCGCAGUUGAGGAAACCUUCCUCGGCGGCAAACUCACAGAGUCCCACGAGAAGGCCAAACGGAUACAGAAGCUCUGGACCGACCUUGGCGGCAAACUCGACUACCCCGUGGACACGAACAUGGUGUGGCUGAACCUCGAAGGGCAUGAUAUCGAUCUGAAUCACUUCAUCGAGACGGCUGAAAAGUACGGGGUCCGCACCAGGGGCGGGCGUUUCGUGGUCCACUACCAAAUCAGCGAAGAGUGCAUCGACGCAUGUCGCAAGCUCUUCGCCGAUGUGCUCACUGGUAAGGAGGGCGAGGGCAAGAAGGCACAGGCACCACAUGAUCCAGAGGAGCUGAAGAUGAAGGGUCAGGUAGAUAUCGACUGCAGUGCAUGAUGCAUGGUCAGGAUAGAGGAUCAAAUAGAGGCUAAAAAAUUAGGUACCGUGUGAUUUGACAUGAGCAGUAUCAACGC